Saccoglossus kowalevskii is the source of this 2738-nucleotide messenger RNA. RefSeq names its product follistatin-like 1 (gene fstl1). The record is from RefSeq and is marked provisional. NCBI's taxonomy places the organism in Eukaryota, Metazoa, Hemichordata, Enteropneusta, Harrimaniidae. Gene Ontology annotation, molecular function: calcium ion binding; protein binding. Gene Ontology annotation, cellular component: extracellular region. Gene Ontology annotation, biological process: cell differentiation; regulation of BMP signaling pathway; multicellular organism development.
CCGGCGAUCAACAAUACAGUACUGGGACUCCUUGAUACCAAGAUGGCUCGCGUAUUCUUGGGAUUGUUGUCUUUUGCCGUGAUUCUAGUGGUUGUUAGCGGGUCAGGCGAUGCGAAAUCUCACAACAAGAAGGGGAAAAAGUCAGAUGAUGUACUUGCACCUCCUGCCAAGCCUGUAUAUACUACCGGUAAACAAUUAGUGUGUGAACGUGAAAAGGUUCAGUGUGGAGCAGGACGAGAGUGCGUAGCUGACGAAGACGGGGAACCUACAUGCAUCUGUAUGAGAGAAUGCGUGUCUCACUCACAUCCUGUUUGUGGAACCAACGGCAAAUCGUAUGACAACCAUUGUGAGUUACAUCGUGAAGCCUGUAUUGAAGGAAUUAAAAUACACAUACAACAUGAUGGACUUUGUGCUUCCAUGCCAUCGCCGACGCCAGAAACUGUAAAACCUGUGGUCUGUUUCCAGAGUGAUAGAGAUAUACUACGUCAGAAACUUAUUGAUUGGAUGAUACAACAGGAGAUCCCCGCAGGCUGGUUCACUGAUGGUCGUAGUUAUAAAGACAUCAUACAGAUGUUUUUUGAUAAAUAUGACGAGACCAGCGAUGGAAAGUUGGAUUCCAACGAAUUGCUACAUUUUGUUGAAGGAAAUGAAACAGUUAGCAACGUAACACACAACAGUGAAGGUGAAAAUGCAAUUUUAAGAGGAUUGUGUGUUGAUGCACUCAUAGAUAUCAGUGAUGAUGAUGCAGACUGGGCACUCAACCUGGAAGAGUUCCAGAACUGUAUGAACCCUGAAUUCAGUCCACCAUAUAGAAGUUGUUCUCUAGAAGAUGAGAAUUACAAAGAUGGAGCAGAAACCAAAGUUAAUUGUAACAGUUGUGUAUGCGCCUGCGGUAACUGGGUGUGCACCGCUAUGGUGUGUGAUGAUGAGGAUCCUAGUCUUGCUAAAACUUCCAAAGAUGAAAUAAAUGAGAAAGAAAAGGAAGAUUAUGACCCAGCAAAAGACUUACCAGAUGAAAUGACGGAAGAUGAGUUCAAGGAGUAUAUCCGUAAACUAACUGAGGACAAUGUCGAUGAAUUCUUAGAGGAGGAAGUUGAGGGCAAAAUAAUAGAGGCAGAAAAGAAAGAAAAAGACCUGAAGAAGGAAAUUCCCGGAGGAAAAGAAGACAAAAUGAUGAAACUAUCGGAAAAAGAAAUUCCUGUUGAGAACUUUAAAAUGGGAAAAUCUGUCGAUAAAAAGGAGAAAAGUAAAGACGCACACAAAUUAUAGUCACAUUUUAACUGCUAACAAGUUAUGACCUUUCACCUUUGACCUCCUACAAGUAUAAUAGGUCACACAAAAUUUACUUUUUUUAUGGAUAUACACAUGGUUAACAAAAUUUUUCUUUUAUAGAUAGUGAUUUGCAUUUUGAGUAGUUUAAAAAGAUUUUUCCAGAAGUAUAUCUAAAAAAUAUAAUUGGCUUGGGGUAUAAUGAAUAGACCAUUUCUAUUUCACUACAAGAACCCGUAAUAAGCGUGAAAUUGAACAAAGGACAUACAAACAAACACUGCGUGGAUUACAACAAAUGUGGUUUGAGGUAUUUCCAUGCUUUAUAUGUGCUAUACUCAUUUGAUGAUGGUCUGCAUUUUGACAUUGAAUUAUAAACAAAAUUCAUAUUCAAAAUCAAAUCAUGCAAUUUUUGCAGCAGAUGUUCUCUUUCCGCACACAUUAUGCGUGAUCUGGUAGUAAACGGAAAAUGGCCUAUUGGGUUGUUAUUUUAGUUUCAUAUGCAUAUGAACAAAUAACUUUUGAACACCUGAACCCUUUUGAAAAAGUCUGAAAUGUUGUUUUUCUAUAAAAACUGAACUUAUUUACAAGUUUUGUUAAAAUCACUUUGUCUAUGCAAUCGUGAAUUUUUUUUUAUUCUACACAUACCAUCAAAUUGGUACAUUCUGCAAAUGAUCAUUUCAACGGGGAAGAACGCUAACUGGUAUCAGAAUAGCGCCCUCAUGGUCAUUUUGCAGGUUCACAGAUUCUUGUUAGGGACCACUUUAAAAUGGAUCAAUUUAGUAUGCGAAUAAUCUUAUUUGAAUCUUUGUUGAACAUACUGUGGAAUAAUUUAUUUUCACUUAGAAUUUGUUUGAAUUCAGAUCAGUGAAAAGUUUGUUUUUUCAGAUAAAUAAAACUCGAGUGAAACUAAAGCAAUCCACAGUAGCGUUCCAUUUUCUUAACUGACAAACUACAUACCCCCGGUACUACUUUUGCAGAGCUUGUUAUUGUUUUCGAUUCUUGUCAAAUUUUUUGUCAAUUUUACAUUGAUCGUGACAUGCAUUCAUCAUUACUGCAUCGCCCACCGAUCACAUUCGAUUCGAUAACGGGCAGCGUGAAUGCGGUAGUAUGGUGACAUGAAUUCAAUAGUUGAAUGAAUGAAUUUGAUAGUUAGUCUGCGUGAAUGCAGUUGUAUGAAUAUGAUAAAUGCGCAAAUCUGCAUGACAGGUUUUGCAAAAGAUACACAAUUGUCAUUUUGUGUACCAAUAAUAAACAUUGUAGAUUGUCUUAAAUGACCUGGUGUAUACUUAAAAUAUAAAACAAUGUAACACUUUUUUUUAACAUUGUACUUUUUUUAUUCUUUGUAUCUCUGCUCAUCUGAUAGUUAACUUUUAAAUACUUUAAAUUGUCAUUUUACUGUUUUUAUUUUUUUAUUAUAUUUUCACUUACAAAUAUGCAAUUCUGCAGGUUUCAAUAAAUAUAUUUUGAAA